This is a messenger RNA of Calypte anna (Anna's hummingbird), 8634 nucleotides long. RefSeq names its product forkhead box N3 (gene FOXN3). The transcript has 7 exons. Gene Ontology annotation, biological process: regulation of DNA-templated transcription. The coding region runs from base 298 to 1767 and encodes 489 amino acids. The record is from RefSeq and is a predicted model, not a curated record. NCBI's taxonomy places the organism in Eukaryota, Metazoa, Chordata, Aves, Apodiformes, Trochilidae. Gene Ontology annotation, molecular function: cis-regulatory region sequence-specific DNA binding; DNA-binding transcription factor activity. Gene Ontology annotation, cellular component: nucleus.
GGGAUGGUAUGAUACGGCCCUUUGGGAGGAUACUGGCAAAUAAGCAAAUUAAACAGAAAGAGAGCAACGUGUUGUCAUAGCAACAGUGCAAUUAAAUUACUUUACUGUCAGACAUCAUAUAAUUUUCCUGUUUAGAAGCUCAUGGGAUGUAACUUCCAUUUGGAGUCAAAGUUGAGUGUUUGGCAUAGGUAGGCAAUACUGGUGCCCCUGGAUGCCGGCAGUCCCCGUGUUUACCUUCUGGCUGUGCUGGACGCUGUUUUGAAAGCUAGGAAGUGGGAUCUAAGAGUCACUGUCUAAAUGGGUCCAGUCAUGCCUCCGAGUAAGAAGCCAGAGGGCUCAGGAAUUAGUGUUCCCAGCGGACUGAGCCAGCGUUACCAAGAAAGUGAUUUAUCAAAGGCACUUCAUGAUGACGAGGACCUAGAUUUCUCUUUGCCUGCCAUCAGAUUAGAUAAAGGGGCCAUGGAAGAUGAAGAACUGACUAAUUUGAACUGGUUACACGAGAGCAAGAACUUGCUGAAAAGCUUUGGGGACUCGGUGUUAAGGAGUGUUAGCCCCGUUCAGGACAUAGGUGAUGACACGCCGCCGUCUCCUGCCCACUCUGACAUGCCCUAUGAUGCCAAGCAGAACCCCAACUGCAAACCUCCUUAUUCCUUUAGCUGCCUCAUAUUUAUGGCCAUCGAGGACUCACCAACCAAAAGACUGCCUGUAAAGGAUAUAUACAACUGGAUCUUGGAACACUUUCCAUAUUUUGCAAAUGCACCCACUGGAUGGAAAAAUUCUGUGAGACAUAAUCUGUCCUUGAAUAAGUGUUUUAAGAAAGUGGACAAAGACAGAAGUCAGAGUAUUGGAAAGGGGUCCUUGUGGUGUAUAGACCCAGAAUAUAGACAAAAUCUUAUUCAGGCUUUGAAAAAGACACCCUAUCACCCUUACUCGCAUGUGUUCAAUACACCUCCCACAUCUCCUCAGGCAUAUCAAAGCACACCAGGUCCACCCAUUUGGCCAGGAAGCACCUUUUUCAAGAGAAAUGGAGCCCUUCUACAAGAUCCUGACAUUGAUGCUGCCACUGCCAUGAUGCUUUUGAAUACUCCCCCUGAGAUACAAGCAGGUUUUCCUCCAGGAGUGAUACAAAAUGGAGCUCGAGUUCUGAGUAGAGGAAUAUUUCCUGGAGCCAGGCCAUUGCCAAUCAACCCUAUAGGAAGCAUGGCUGUUGCAGUAAGGAAUGGAAUCACAAACUGCCGGAUGCGGACAGAGAGCGAGCAGUCCUGUGGCUCUCCAGUUGUUAGCGGUGACCCAAAGGAGGACCACAACUACAGCAGUGCCAAAUCUUCCAACCACAGGAGCACAUCACCUGCCAGUGACUCCGUUUCCUCUUCCUCUGCUGACGACCAGUAUGAAUUUGCAACUAAAGGUAGCCACGACAGCAGUGAAGGAAGUGAAGUUAGCUUCCAGAGCCAUGAGAGCCAUAGUGAAACAGAAGAGGAGGACAAAAAGCAAAAUCGGAAGGAGACCAAGGAUUCUUUAGCUGACAGUGGGUAUGCGUCUCAGCACAAGAAAAGGCAACAUUUAAUGAAGGCGAAAAAAGUACCAAGUGACACACUGCCUCUUAAAAAGAGACGUACAGAAAAGCCCCCUGAGAGUGACGAUGAGGAGAUGAAAGAAGCAGCAGGAUCACUCCUACAUUUAGCAGGAAUUCGAUCCUGUUUGAACAACAUCACCAAUCGGACGGCAAAGGGGCAGAAAGAGCAAAAGGAAACCACAAAAAAUUAGAACAAAUCAAUGAUUUGUUUGAACUUACAAAGUUUUGUUUCAGCACGUCAGGUGAAUUCUAAUGAUUUGUGGCAAUAUCAGCAGUUUUUCCUUUUUUGUUUUUCUUUCUAUUUGUUUUUGUUUCGUUUCUUUCUUUUUUCUCUUUUUUUUUCUUUUUUUUUUUUUGACCCUUAAGAUGUUUUAUUUUUAAAGGAGAUUGAAGCCAUAGAACUCAUACUGACACUCAGCUAAUUUACAGAAGCUUUUCAUUACCUGAAGACAAACAGUUAACAAAACAAAAAAAGCCAAAAUUGCCAUUGCUUUCUCCGGCUUGUCAAAAAUGCAUGGUUGAAUACCCAGUGACAUCAGCAUUAAUGUGAUGGGAGUAAAAUUGGGCACUUGGAAAAUCCCUCUUAUACUAGAAGAUAUGUGCAUAAUUUAGUAAUCAUUCAGGCGUGGCCCUUAAGAAUUUAAUGGCCUUAUGAUUGGGUUAGGAGUGAAUGUGAAUAAAGAGAUUUUGGGGGAACGAGGAGGCACGUAGUUCUCAGCACCAAUCCAAGAACCAUCUGGUGGCACUUGGAUACACUGUGCCAUACAAGUCUUUGGACAGCCACUGGUGGCAACCGUGCAAACCGUAGUGCACUUUCAGUGCUUCACGUACUAUAUGUGGCUCAUAAUGUGAAGACUGAUAACUUCAACUCUGUAUGCAAUGGGUUUCAGUGAAAUAACAAGAAGAAAUGGGUGGGGUAGGUCAGUGUUUAGUAGCAUCGUUAAUCAUUGAAUUCUGUCUUCUAUAUUAAAUAAAAAGAAUGUUCAAAAGCCAUAAGCCCGAAGAUUGGCACCUCGUGCAAAAAAUUAUAGUAAUAGGGAAAAACAAGCUAUGUCUUCUAAACUGCCUGAGUGAAAAGCAAUCAAGUCUAAGAAAUUACAGUAGAUACUAAGGAAAGAAAUACAUCAAAAUCUUUUUCUGUGGAUCAAAUCCUUGAUCUUACUGGGGAAACAAAGCUACAAAACCUGCCAUUAGUAGUAUUCUGUAUUUAAAAAGAAAAGGAAAGCAUACUGGUGAAAAGUAAAAUUCACAAGUUCAACAAAAGAGCUCCUACACUGCCCACAGAAGUGAGUUUGCAGUUACUGUCAGUCAGGACUCAUCUGUGCAAAAAUGACAACAGAUUUCCAGAUUCAACCAGCGUAGCCAGCAGAAGAAAUUUGAUCCACAUUGCAUGGAUUCCUUUUGGGAAGGGGGGAAUACAAAAAGCAAACAAUUUUUUUUUAUUCAAAGAUGACAAAGUUCUUGUAAGGUAAAUAUGUAUUUAGCAUGAAGCAUGAAUUAUUUUCAUAUAAAUAUAGAACAUAGAGAAAAAGGCUAUGCCUCUAAUUUUUAAGCCCUUAGGCUUAGAGUUUGGGUUUUUUUGGUUUUUUGUUUUGUUUUUUUAAUUCUGUUUUGGUUUUGUUUUGGUUCUUUUUUUGUUGUUGUUGGGGUUUUUUUGAAGCAGGUGUUAAAGGUUUAACCUUCUUCAGGGACAAACACUGACUGUUUGGGAACUUACUCUGCAAUAUUAAAAAAUAAAAUCUUCAUGCUCUGGUAGGGCUUGGAUGGUUGAAUUAUACUGCCUUGUCUGCACAUUCAGCCCCCCUCUCCCUACUUCUGUUAAAAAAAAAAAAAAAAGAAAAAAAAAAGAGAAAAAGAAAAAAAAAAAGAAAAAAGUAAAAGUGUGUCCUUUCUUCGUCUGUACAUGUGUAACAUGACGCAAUAAUUUGAGGGCAAAUUUAGUAGUGAGUGUGUAUGACAGAAUCAAGACAAUAAUGGGAGGUUAAUUGGUUAAUUGAGGAAAACUCUGAUUUGAUUCAGGAAUAAGUAGACAAGAAAGUAGCUUUGCUAAUUUACCAUGAAAAAAUGAAGUUAGUAAAGAGCAUUACUGAGGUGUCCAGAGUAAAAAACAGUGUUAUAGAGAGCGUAAUUCAGGUACAGUGCUACUCUCCUGGUAAUGACUAUUUGAUUGGAGAUCCCUACAGCAGAGGGAAGCUGUGAAUUAAAUAGAACAGUCUCUCUCACCUGGAUUUAUUUAAUUUGCUGUGAAAAGUUAUGCACUUAGAAUAUCCUAGAGUCAAGAAGAAAAUCCCAAGAACCAAUUACUUAAUAGACUGAAAUGGUCUGUUCCUUAAAAAGAAUAUAGGUUUAUAUUUAUCCCUAACAGCUGUUUCAGGCAGCAGUUUAACCAAGAUGUAUCUAGUUCAUGAAGAGGGAGUUAGCAAAGGGUUUGACUUCCUACUCAGAGGAGUAAACUUAAAAUUGCAUUUGGAGAUGCCCAUGGUGUAUGUUCAGUUAGGAAGCAGAAGGACUGAAGGGUUGGGGCUGCUUGAGACCUGUUCCUGUGCUGUGCAAGGAUUUUGUCAUGUAAAGAAUGGGGCCACAGUGGGGGUAGCAUGGCAAAGCACGGCCAUCUCACCCGGUGUGUCCUGGGAUCAUGGAGAUGCCUGGAAGGUGCCAGAGCCCAGGACUCCUUCCAGCUGUGCAGCUGUGGAAGGAGAGCACGGAACAGCUCUGCACUCCCCUCAGUUUGCUGGGGUCAGUACAUAGAGGGUUGAUACCCAGUGUCCUUAAGUUGGGAAUGUGCAGAUACUAACUUUUGUUGGGUGCCUGCAGCCCGUAAGAUAAAGUGGGGGAACAGAGGAAGGACUGGUCUCCCUUGGCCAGGUAGCACAGAGAUGAAUGAGCCAUGGGUUUCCCCUUGUGUAACAGGACUGGGAUAAUUGACUUCUUCCCAGGUCCACACUCCCUACAGCCAAUGUCUGCAGGUAGUGAACCACAGAACCUCUGCACAAUAAAAUGUGGUUCGUCUUUUUACAGACUUUGGGGAGAGUAAUUUGAAAUAUAAAUUAUACAUUAUCAGUUUGCCACCACCUUUGCACAGGAAUUCAUACCAGGUGAGGAUCGGUUUAAUAUUUAUCAAAAAGUAGCAUUGAAAAGUCAAAUUCAGUGGCAGAAAUACACUCAAACCAUGGCUCAGUCUCCUCUGUCCUCCAGAGAAAGCAUUGUGGUUGUGUGCCAGUGGCCAGAUUCUGUCCACAGUCAGAACACUAACUCCAGAGCAGCUUCACGGAUAGCAGUGUGUCAGUGCAAAUGAGACCAGGAUCUGCUGAACAAGUUCCAUUCAUUAAUGUGGACUCUUGCUGACUAAAUAUAUAAUUAUCACUAGUAUAACUCACCUUAGAAAAAGGUCUUUCUGCGUAAGUAUCUAAUUAGGCAGAUUAUCUUUAUAUAUAUAUAUAUAUAUAUAAUCCAUCUGAGACUUCAACAACUCCUUUACAUACUUGCUGAAAAAAUGAAAAUGUUGGCAAGCAUCUAUUUUCAUGUAAAAUUUGUUGCUCUUAGGCUGAUCUGCUAAGGAGGCAUUAUAUGGCAGGAGUUUAUGAAGUUUGUUCAGGAACCAGCAGUUUGGCUGAGGGCUACUGCCAUCAGCAGAUUAUUUCUGAAGUUUAAAAACAAAUUGUCCUUAUUUGCCCUUACUCUGACUAUGGAUGAGAAGUACAUAGUUUGGAUUUAUACAAAAUGUUAAGGAGUCACCUUUUAAACCAUUUUUGUACCUGGCCCACAAUGGCAGCUUUGUCAGAACUGGUUCUACUCCAUCAGAGAAGUUCUCUUUUUUAAUAUGAAUUGAGACCGAUUUGUUUUCCAAAAAAUACACUGUCAGUUUUUCAAUCCAGUUAUCUCUAGUUUGACUGACUCAUGCCAAAACAGAGUGGUAAUUGCACUGUAUUAUGAACUCUCUCACUAGCCAGAUGUGAGGUGGUUUGGUUUUGCUUGUUUGCUUUUCUUACUAAGCCAUUUUGGAGUGAAAAGUCAUCGAAUCUGUAACUUUCCAUUUUCCUCACUCUGUCAGUAUUGCCAAAUUAGCAUUUCUUCAGGGCAGGUAGGGGCUAGGGGAAUCCCAGUAGGUCAGCAAGCUUUGAGUGACAAGUUUUAUAUAGGCAUGAAGUGUAAGGGUUGCUGGACUUCAUGGUCGGUUCCUUUGGAAUAUGCCUUUUGGAGCAAGAAGCUCUUGCAGGCCAGAGCUAAUGGCACAAGCAGAUUUCACCAGUGUCUGCAGGGAGGUGAAGUCUGCUGGUCAUGCUUGCAUUCUGCAAGUAAUUGGAUGUCCUACUGCAUUUUGAUGCAGAUUUUCCCUGCAUUUAAAAACACGAAUGCAGGUCUUGAACAGCUUUAAUGUAUCACCCCAUAGCUGUUUCUGAAAGCAGCCUGAUUCUGAUCUUCUCCUGGCAAAACAAGCAGUAGUUCUACUGAGAUCACAGUGUUUUACAACUGAAAAGCCUGAUGUGGGAGUAUGGAGAUGUGCCGUGUAAGACUGCAGAACUGUCCUGUGACUGUGUUCCUUUCCUUCUGGCAUAUUCAGUUAAAAUAAAUAUUCUGGCUCCUCUGCUACCUUUGUGGGAGAGAGGAAGUGCAUCAGCUCCAGUUUUUGACUGAAUUACUGUCUACCUUUGGGAAAGAUACAGAGAAGCUGUGAGGGCUGCAUUCUUCACUGGAGUGAGGUGGAGUUACAUCAGCAUACGUUAGCAGAGAAUUAAAUCCUAAAUCAUACACUAAAUGGCACCAGGGAUAAAAUUACCAAAACAAUGCUUUGUCCCAUUUUCUUGGCAGCUGCAAUUGAUUUUCACCAAUGAUUUUGGCUCCCAGAUCAUCUAACGAUGUAAAUAAUCACAAUCUGAGGUGGUGUUGAAGGUGUCUGCUCUCCUUUGCAGUCAGUAGAGCUAUAGACACCCAAGUGCUCCUGGAAAUCUUUACUGUUUCACUAUUACUGCCAUUUUUCCUUCAUUCUGGCCCUAGGCAUUUUUGAAAGCAUUACUCUCCUUGUGCUCCAGGAUCAGAAUGAAACUACCAGGAGGGUGCAUUUCCAAUUUCGGAUGCAAUGCAAUUUACUUCACUUCGUGGAGAAUGCAAACCCAGCUCCUUCAGGUAUGUCAGUACUGCCUGAGUAGCUCAUUGGCAUAUUUUAUAGGAAAUAUUUUGAAAUGUUUUCUUGACUUUGCCACCGAAAGAGCAUUUGAACCAUACAUCCUCCUGAUUGUAACAGAUUUAUCAGUGUUGACUGUCUGACCAGUUAAGUUUUAGUAGUGUUCUUCACAGCCCUCCAGUAAUAUAUCAAACACUGUUAUGCACAUAAUGCAGCACUGUGAUCUAAUUUAAAUAAUACUUUUUUAUUAUUUAUACUACUCUAUGUAAUAUACAUCAACACUUUGCUAUAUAACCUAAGUGAUAACCCUCUUCUUAGUUAUCUGCCAAACUCUGAAUUUCUGUUUGGUUUAUAUUGCAGUUAGCACAGUUACCAAGUUGUAAUGAUGUCUCUUUUCCUUUGAAAUGGGAUGUGUAUGUCAAACUAUACAUUUUGUGUGUUUCUGUUUUGAGCUGGAGUUUAUAAGGAUUUACACACAACAUUCGGUGUUCUGUAUAAAUCUGCAUACAUUUGUGAAUUCAUCUGUUAAUCAUCCUUUUAUUUAGAAAGUAUUACUUGAUGGUGGUUUAUUAGGGGUUUUUAUUUUUGCAUUUUUAUUUUUAGUACUGGUUAUUCUUGAAUUAAGCAGAGACUUGUCAGCUGGGUUGCUUUAUCUUUGAUCAUGUACCUGACCUUAUAAUUCUUCCACAGUUCAGCAAACAAGUACUAGCUUCACUGACCAAAAAAAAAAAAAAUUCUCAACCUAAUGUGUCUAUGGUGCUGUAUUUUGCUGGUGUACAUUUAAAACCAGAAAUGAUUUAAAGGUCACUUUCUAAUUGUUCCGUUAAGUAGCCUUUCCUGGUUUGGGGAGUUGGGGUUUUGUUUUAUUUUAGCAUUGAAACAAGGUAUAUUUAUCUGAAGCUAUAUAAUGUUUUUUCUACUGUAUCGCAUUUACUUUUUCAAAGAGAGGGAAAUCGGUCUGAUACAACAUCCUUUCACAGUGAAUGGACAGGGGUUUUGUUUCACUUUUUUAUUUUCAGUUGAUUUUAUUGGGCUUUGGAUCAGGCCAGCAGUUACAAGAGCUCAUCAUCCGAGGGUUUAAGGGAUAAAUGACAACUUGUGCUGGCCCUGAGUGCUAGAAGGGAUUUUACUGGAUGCUAGAAUUACGUACUGAGUUCUAGGAUGGCUGAUCAACUAGAAAUGGGAAUCUUCUUCAUUUGUUUACUCUGGCCUGAAAUCCGAAGGUGUUCUUUUUUUGUUCAGAUGCAGUUGAACUUGAGUACAUUUUUAAGUUGCUAGAGCAUUGUACAUUUCCUGAGUAUGUGUGCGGGACAACAAUUGAAAGUCACACCUGUAUUUGAUAACCAGUUCCAUGCCUGCAUCAUUCACACUCACUACUUAAUACUGCCAUGAUGUAAAAUGUUGGGGGGAAUGAUUUGUGUGUGUAUGAAAAGCAUUAUGGACUUUACAUUUUUUUUAUACUCUGAUCUGUAAUUUCAAAUAUUUUGUUUUACAGAAAAAAAAGUGAUAAAGCAAUCAAAAGACCAAGAUAUUUAGUAUCAAUGCUUAAAGGUCACAGGACCUUAACUGGCCAAUAAGUUAAUUUAGUACAGUGAUAAGCCAAUUUUUUUUCCUGUACUUGGCGUCUGAAACUGCCAAUUCAUCAAUAUUAAAAUACAAACUGUGAUGGGGAAUGAACAGUGAUGUUAAGUUGUAUUUGUGUUUACCUAAAUGAGCAGUCCGAAGGCAAGUGCAAUCAGCUGAUCUUUAGGAAAUAAGAAAAUGUUGAUUUAGAGGCAUACUUGCAUUUUACAUUUUCUUGAUGUGUAAUCAUAUUGCCAAAGACAAACUAUUUCAUCAAUUAUUAUUGUAAAUAACACUUUCCCAAAACCUACCAUAAAGUUUCUGUGAUGUAUUGUCUUCCAGUUGCAAUAAAAAUUACUGAGUUGCAUCAAUU